Molecule: messenger RNA, 1100 nt
Organism: Rubroshorea leprosula
Lineage: Eukaryota; Viridiplantae; Streptophyta; Magnoliopsida; Malvales; Dipterocarpaceae
Source: the annotation of a GenBank genome assembly
AUUUGGCUGCUGUGAAUUUUUUGGAGGAAAUCCUGUGUCUUAGGUAUUGUUUUGCAAAAGACAAUUGAUUGAAUACAAGUCCUGUUCUUCCAUUUUUUCUGUCUGUGGAAGUAGAAAUCCAAAUUGGGUUUUCUCGGUUGAUGGAUAAAUGUAAUUUAGGAGCUUUUGAGUGAAAUUAGGGAUUGAUCUAUUGAUUAGACUCGGGUUUAAGAGGGUUUGUGACCAUUUUGCUCAUAAGUUACCUUUACUGUUCAUGUGCACUGUUCACGGGUUCCCGAUCGUUCUGUCAGUUAGCACCGUGAAUUGAGCCUUUGGUUUUAAGCGAGUGAGGUAAGUAAAUUUAUGGUAAUGCCCGCACUGUUUUUAAAAGAUGUUUUGACUUGUUUUGAAGUGGUGGUGGGACUAAACCUGUUUUACACAAUGGGAGGUUUAAACGCUAGCACAUGUCGACAUGUUCCUGAUAGUACCAGUUCAUUCCUGUAAUCCUACUAGUGGGAGUUAAACACUAGUAAUUCCUGUUGCCUGCCAGUGGGAGGUUUAAACACUGGCCAUGACCUAUAGAGGAGACGUCUAUUUCGUUCCCGUACUUGUAUCCGUUUUCUGAUUACACUUGUUGGCAUGCUAUAAGUUUAAUUGACUAUUACUGAACUUUAUUCUGCAUAAUGGUUAUCAUUGAGCAUUCCGUUUAUGUAUAAACUGUUUAUCUGAAUGCUCAAAUUUUACCCACGAGCUAUCCAUACAUUUACUUAUUGAGAUAUUUUAUCUCAUGAUUUUCCCUUGUCCACCAUUUCAGGUAGUAUGACCCGAGACACGGAAACCAUGGGAAGUGACGAGUUAGAAGGCUAGCCAUUUCGAGAUUGAUAUAGAUUUUAGAAAUAAAUCAUGUUUUUGUAAGAUAGAUUUUACCUUGUGAUUUUAAGUUUAAGUCAUGUUGGACAUAGAUUUAUGGAAUAGAGUUUGGGAUUUGAAUAAGUUCCGAGCCUUGUGCAUUUGUGGGACCCGUCUCACGAGUGCACGGUGUCUGUUGCGCCUCGGAUUUGGGUUUUGGGGCGUGACAUCAAGAUUGAUAUAGAUUUUAGAAAUAAAUCAUGAUCUUGUAA